This is a messenger RNA of Lymnaea stagnalis (great pond snail), 1134 nucleotides long. Lineage: Eukaryota; Metazoa; Mollusca; Gastropoda; Lymnaeidae. The record is from the annotation of a GenBank genome assembly.
AUGGCGGCACCAAGUGCAUCUUUGUACUUGCCGCCGAAUGUGCCGUCUUCACUCAACACCGGUCAGCCGAUGACCAACCACGGCAUGCACGUGCCGAGCAACCAGCAGUACUCGCCCCACCGGGAUCUGCCCGAGAUGAAGUACAUCCCGAACCAGCACCACCAGAACGGGCACGCCGGGCACCUGGGGCAGCACCACAACCCGUGGCUGAGCCCGAGCCCCCACGGUGACGGUGGCCACUGGCCCGGGAUGGCCCACCUGCAGCACCACCAGGAGAUGAAGGUGAGUCCGGUCAACCCGAUGGACGGGCACGGCGGCACGCUGCACCACCGGCCCCAGGCCCACCACCAGAUGCAGGUGCCGCAGCAGCACUGGUCCAUGCCGCCCUUGCAGAACCUGUCCUCGCUCCAGAACGCCAACCACCAGAUGCAGCACCAGUACGGCAUGAACAUGAACGGCAUGAUGUCGCCCUCGCACCAGAUGCACCACGUGCUCAGGGACCCGGACCACGAUCUCGACCCACACCCCCCGUCAGACGAGGACGCCCCGACCUCCGACGACCUCGAGGCGUUCGCCAAACAGUUCAAGCAGCGGCGAAUCAAGCUCGGCUUCACGCAGGCGGACGUCGGCCUCGCCCUGGGCACGCUCUACGGCAACGUCUUCAGUCAGACGACCAUCUGCCGCUUCGAGGCGCUGCAGCUGAGCUUCAAGAACAUGUGCAAGCUCAAGCCGCUGCUGCAGAAGUGGCUGGAAGAGGCCGACUCGACCACGGGGUCUCCGACGAACAUUGACAAGAUCGCGGCGCAGGGCAGGAAGCGCAAGAAACGGACUAGCAUCGAGGUGACCGUGAAGGGCGCCCUGGAAAGCCAUUUCAUGAAGUGCCCGAAGCCGUCGGCGCCCGAGAUCACUCACCUGGCGGACCAGCUGCAGUUGGAGAAGGAGGUGGUGAGGGUCUGGUUCUGCAACAGGAGGCAGAAGGAGAAACGGAUGACGCCCCCGGGGAAUAUCGGCCCCAACGGCGAGAUCAUCAUGCCGGAGGGCAACGACGACUCCUCUGCCAACGACGGCAGCCCCCUCCAUGACUCUUGCAGCCCCAUUCACAGCGGCGGGGGUGGAGGUGGGUCCCCCGUGAUG